AUGGGCUGUCACGCCAAAUCGCCUCCCCUCCUUCGUCGCGCCUACCCUCGUUGCGCAUCCCCUCGUUGCGCCUCCCCUCCCCUUAUCGCGACUCCCAUUCCACCCGUCGCGCCUAACCUCCCCUCAACGAGCCAGCACCCUCAUUCGCGCUGGCCCCCACCGCGCCUCCUCUCCCGCUGCCCUUCCCUCACCUGCCCAUCCCUUGCCUUCCUUGCCCGCCCAUUCCCUCUUGUGUCCUUCCCUACCGCCCCUCCAUGGCUGGAAGCCAUCCCUCCAUGGCUGGAAGCCAUCCCUCCAUGGCUGGAAGCCAUCCCUCCAUGGCUGGAAGCCAUCCCUCCAUGGCUGGAAGCCAUCCCUCCAUGGCUGGAAGCCAUCCCUCCAUGGCUGGAAGCCAUCCCUCCAUGGCUGGAAGCCAUCCCUCCAUGGCUGGAAGCCAUCCCUCCAUGGCUGGAAGCCAUCCCUCCAUGGCUGGAAGCCAUCCCUCCAUGGCUGGAAGCCAUCCCUCCAUGGCUGGAAGCCAUCCCUCCAUGGCUGGAAGCCAUCCCUCCAUGGCUGGAAGCCAUCCCUCCAUGGCUGGAAGCCAUCCCUCCAUGGCUGGAAGCCAUCCCUCCAUGGCUGGAAGCCAUCCCUCCAUGGCUGGAAGCCAUCCCUCCAUGGCUGGAAGCCAUCCCUCCAUGGCUGGAAGCCAUCCCUCCAUGGCUGGAAGCCAUCCCUCCAUGGCUGGAAGCCAUCCCUCCAUGGCUGGAAGCCAUCCCUCCAUGGCUGGAAGCCAUCCCUCCAUGGCUGGAAGCCAUCCCUCCAUGGCUGGAAGCCAUCCCUCCAUGGCUGGAAGCCAUCCCUCCAUGGCUGGAAGCCAUCCCUCCAUGGCUGGAAGCCAUCCCUCCAUGGCUGGAAGCCAUCCCUCCAUGGCUGGAAGCCAUCCCUCCAUGGCUGGAAGCCAUCCCUCCAUGGCUGGAAGCCAUCCCUCCAUGGCUGGAAGCCAUCCCUCCAUGGCUGGAAGCCAUCCCUCCAUGGCUGGAAGCCAUCCCUCCAUGGCUGGAAGCCAUCCCUCCAUGGCUGGAAGCCAUCCCUCCAUGGCUGGAAGCCAUCCCUCCAUGGCUGGAAGCCAUCCCUCCAUGGCUGGAAGCCAUCCCUCCAUGGCUGGAAGCCAUCCCUCCAUGGCUGGAAGCCAUCCCUCCAUGGCUGGAAGCCAUCCCUCCAUGGCUGGAAGCCAUCCCUCCAUGGCUGGAAGCCAUCCCUCCAUGGCUGGAAGCCAUCCCUCCAUGGCUGGAAGCCAUCCCUCCAUGGCUGGAAGCCAUCCCUCCAUGGCUGGAAGCCAUCCCUCCAUGGCUGGAAGCCAUCCCUCCAUGGCUGGAAGCCAUCCCUCCAUGGCUGGAAGCCAUCCCUCCAUGGCUGGAAGCCAUCCCUCCAUGGCUGGAAGCCAUCCCUCCAUGGCUGGAAGCCAUCCCUCCAUGGCUGGAAGCCAUCCCUCCAUGGCUGGAAGCCAUCCCUCCAUGGCUGGAAGCCAUCCCUCCAUGGCUGGAAGCCAUCCCUCCAUGGCUGGAAGCCAUCCCUCCAUGGCUGGAAGCCAUCCCUCCAUGGCUGGAAGCCAUCCCUCCAUGGCUGGAAGCCAUCCCUCCAUGGCUGGAAGCCAUCCCUCCAUGGCUGGAAGCCAUCCCUCCAUGGCUGGAAGCCAUCCCUCCAUGGCUGGAAGCCAUCCCUCCAUGGCUGGAAGCCAUCCCUCCAUGGCUGGAAGCCAUCCCUCCAUGGCUGGAAGCCAUCCCUCCAUGGCUGGAAGCCAUCCCUCCAUGGCUGGAAGCCAUCCCUCCAUGGCUGGAAGCCAUCCCUCCAUGGCUGGAAGCCAUCCCUCCAUGGCUGGAAGCCAUCCCUCCAUGGCUGGAAGCCAUCCCUCCAUGGCUGGAAGCCAUCCCUCCAUGGCUGGAAGCCAUCCCUCCAUGGCUGGAAGCCAUCCCUCCAUGGCUGGAAGCCAUCCCUCCAUGGCUGGAAGCCAUCCCUCCAUGGCUGGAAGCCAUCCCUCCAUGGCUGGAAGCCAUCCCUCCAUGGCUGGAAGCCAUCCCUCCAUGGCUGGAAGCCAUCCCUCCAUGGCUGGAAGCCAUCCCUCCAUGGCUGGAAGCCAUCCCUCCAUGGCUGGAAGCCAUCCCUCCAUGGCUGGAAGCCAUCCCUCCAUGGCUGGAAGCCAUCCCUCCAUGGCUGGAAGCCAUCCCUCCAUGGCUGGAAGCCAUCCCUCCAUGGCUGGAAGCCAUCCCUCCAUGGCUGGAAGCCAUCCCUCCAUGGCUGGAAGCCAUCCCUCCAUGGCUGGAAGCCAUCCCUCCAUGGCUGGAAGCCAUCCCUCCAUGGCUGGAAGCCAUCCCUCCAUGGCUGGAAGCCAUCCCUCCAUGGCUGGAAGCCAUCCCUCCAUGGCUGGAGGUGAUCUCGAUUUACAUUUUCUCACAUCCCCCCCAAAGCCUGCUUCUCCUCACUUCUCCCCUCAUUUCCCCCCCCUGCUUUCCCUCGUUUCCCCCCCCUGCUUCCCCUCAUUUGCCCCCCCUGCUUCCCCUCAUCUCCCCCCCCUGCUUCCCCUCAUUUCCCCCCCCCCUUCCUGCUUCCCCUCGUUUCCCCCCCUGCUUCCUCUCAUUUUCCCCUCCUGCUUCCCCUCAUUUACCCCCUGCUUCCCCUCAUUUCCCCGCUGCUUCCCUUCAAUUCCCCCUGCUUCCCCUCAUUUCCCCCCCCUUCUGCUUCCCCUCGUUCCCCCCCCCCCCCCCCCCCCCUGCUUCCCCUCAUUUCCGCCCCUGCUUCCCUUCAAUUCCCCCCUGCUUCCCCUCAUUUCCCCCCCCUUCUGCUUCCCCUCGUUUCCCCCCCCCCCCCCUGCUUCCCCUCAUUUCCCCCCCCCUGCUUCCCCUCAUCCCCCCCCCCUGCUUCCCCUCAUUUCCCCCCCCCCCUGCUUCCCCUCGUUUCCCCCCCUGCUUCCUCUCAUUUUCCCCUCCUGCUUCCCCUCAUUUCCCCCCUGCUGCCCCUCAUUUCCCCCCUGCUUCCCCUCAUUUCCCCCCCUGCUUCCCCUCAUCCCCCCCGCCCUGCUUCCCCUCAUUCCCCCCGCCCUGCUUCCCCUCAUUCCCCUCCCUGCUUCCCCUCAUUUCACCCCCCCUGCUUCCUCUCAUUUUCCCCCCCUGCUUCCCCUCAAUUCCCCCCCUGCUUCCCCGCAUUUCCCCCCCUGCUUCCCCGCAUUUCCCCCCCUGCUUCCCCGCAUUUCCCCCCCUGCUUCCCCUGUGCUCCCCUCCUGCUUACCCUAAUUUUCCCCCAUUGUUUUCCCUCAUUUCCCCCCUUACUGCCCGUCAAUCCCCCCUCUGCUUCCCCUCAUUCAUUCCGCUGCUUCCCCUAAUUCCAUCCCCUGCUUUCCCUCGUUUCCCUACUUCACCUCAUUUUUCCUCCUGCGUUCCCUCACUUCUCCCCCUGCUUCCCCUUGUUUCCUCCCAUUCUUCCCUGCCCGGGCUUUUACCACCUGCCAUCUCCCCACUCGUCCAAUCCUCUCCCUUUCCCCUCUCCCUUCUUCCCUCUCUCUCCUCUUCCAUCCCUCCCCUCUUCCCUCUCUCCCCUCUUCCCUGUUUCCCCUCUUCCCUCUCGCAUCCCUUCCCUCUCUCCCCUCUUCCCUUUCUCUCGUCUUCCCUGUACCCCCUCUUCCCUAUCCCCCACAUCCCUCUCUCCCCUCUCCGGAUCUCCUUUUCUCUCUCCCCCUUCUUCCUAUAUCCUCUUUUCCCUCUCCCCACUCUUCCUAUUUCCUCAAAACCCGUUUCCCCCUCUUCCUAUCUCUUCUUUACCCUCUCCCCCUCUUCCUAA
Molecule: messenger RNA, 3810 nt
Organism: Closterium sp. Yama58-4
Lineage: Eukaryota; Viridiplantae; Streptophyta; Zygnematophyceae; Desmidiales; Closteriaceae
Source: the annotation of a GenBank genome assembly